Musa acuminata AAA Group (dessert banana) is the source of this 2533-nucleotide messenger RNA. Its product is annotated as zinc finger protein GAI-ASSOCIATED FACTOR 1. The transcript has 3 exons. Gene Ontology annotation, cellular component: nucleus. Gene Ontology annotation, molecular function: DNA-binding transcription factor activity. The coding region runs from base 696 to 2339 and encodes 547 amino acids. Lineage: Eukaryota; Viridiplantae; Streptophyta; Magnoliopsida; Zingiberales; Musaceae. The record is from RefSeq and is a predicted model, not a curated record.
CGCGACUGCAUCAACUGCACCACAUUCCCACCCCUCCCUUCCUCCUCUCUUCCUCAUCCAGUUUAUAUAGGCUUGGCGGAUUUUUUUUUUGUGUGUGCGCGGUGUAAAGAGGCAGGUAACAAAGAGAUAUAGCUGUUGUUGUGUCUCUCUCCUCACCGAAGGAGUAGAAGGAGAAAGAGGAGAAGGAGGAGGAGGAGGAGGAGAAGGAGGAGAAGGUGUCGGUUUGGUCAGCCUGGAGCUUGCUGUUGUGUUCUAUCUUUCUCUCUCAUCUUGCUCUUGUCACUUGAGUGCAACUGUUUGUUUGGAUUCCUCCGAGGGUCGACUCUUUGUUCUUUAGCAGAGGCAGUAAGCGUCAGGAGGCAGAUUUUUGGAGGUUUUUGGUUAGGACUGUCUCUUGGGUGUGUGUGUGUGUGUGUGUGUGUGUGUAGAUCCACACCCCCUGUGUACUUCGAUUUGGGCUCUUCCUGUUUUGCUCUCGCUUUCUUUGUUGUUUCUCUCCUCGCCUCUCAGAUUCAGAAUAGGGUAAGCGCGAAGUAAGCCGAUAGACCAAAAGGCGAUCUCAUCAGGGUUGUGUGUUUGCUAGCGAGGGGUUGCUUUGUGGCUCUACCAGAAGCCAAAACUUAGGCGAGGGAGAAGAGCGCGCACCAUCAGGGUUCGAAAAGGUCGCUUGUUGUUUUGCUGCUUUGGCCAAGACCAUGGCAGCGGCUUCGUCGUCGGUACCUCUCUUUGGAAUUAGAGAGGGAGGCGAGCAGUACAACAAGCCACCGCCGCCACCCACCAAUCAACAGUCUUCUUCGUCAGCACCCAUCGCUCCAAAGAAGAAGAAGAAGAAGAGAAACCUCCCUGGGAAUCCAAAUCCGGACGCCGAGGUUAUAGCUCUGUCACCGAAAACGCUGUUGGCUACGAACCGAUUCAUCUGCGAGGUGUGCAACAAGGGUUUCCAGCGGGAGCAGAAUCUGCAGCUGCACCGGCGCGGCCACAACCUGCCGUGGAAGCUGAAGCAGAAGAACCCCAAGGAGGCCCGCCGCCGAGUGUACCUCUGCCCUGAGACAACCUGCGUCCACCACGACCCGUCGCGCGCCCUCGGCGACCUCACCGGCAUCAAGAAGCACUACUGCCGCAAGCACGGCGAGAAGAAGUGGAAGUGCGACAGGUGCUCCAAGCGCUACGCCGUGCAGUCGGACUGGAAGGCGCAUGCCAAGACCUGCGGCACUCGCGAGUACCGCUGCGACUGCGGCACCCUCUUCUCCAGGCGUGAUAGCUUCAUCACCCACAGAGCCUUCUGCGACGCACUUGCCCAAGAAAGCGCAAGGCUUCCGAGCGGCAUGAGCGCAAUCGGCAGCCACCUGUACGGGAACAGCAGCAUAAACUUGGGCCUUCCACCGGUGAAUUCCCACGUCUCCUCCUUUCAGAGCCAGUCCCUCCCGUCAGCCGACCUCGGCCGCGCUCCAUUCCAGUUCGAUCAUCUGAGCUCUUCUGCCUUCCGUUCACCUCAGCCUCGAUCCUCGCCAUUGUAUCUCGGUGGCGGCUCGAGCCAAGAGUUCGGUGGAGACCCUCAAAUACUUGAGAAUAAGACUUUCUCUGGUCUGAUCCAAGACAUGCAAACCACGAGCUCCUCGUCAUCUGCCGCCGCAGCCGGGAGUCUUUUCGAUCUGAGCUUCUUCUCCGACGGCCGCGGCAUGUGCGCAAUGAACAGCAUCGACGGAAACAGUGAGCCAGCAAAGCUGUUCGAUGGAAAUCCGAUGAGAAAUAACAACAACAUCGAUGUGUCUUGUUUGCUCGCCUCUUCCGUGCACAAUGAGUCAGCGGCGGCGCCGCUGAUGUCUGCCACUGCUUUGCUCCAGAAGGCGGCGCAAAUGGGUGUAACAUCCAGCGGCCGGUGCGGCAGCUCCUUGCUUACCGGCUUCGGGAGCACUUACUCCUCCAGCAGCGGUGGUUCGAAACAUGCAAAUCACAGAGACGAAUUCAGGAGCAGUGGCCCUGGACAGGGUUCGAGGACACAGGUAGAGAACGAUAACCAUUUCCAGAACCUUAUGUUUUCUCUGGCGAAUGGAAGCAGUGGCAUAUUUGGUGGCGGGAAUGAGCGAGAGACUGGUUUGGGUGGCUUCGGUCCGGGCUUGUGCAACCUAUCGUCCGGCGGGAUGGGAGGUGCCGAUGGGCUAACCAGAGACUUUCUUGGGGUUGGCGGCGUGAUGAGAAGCAUGGGGGCAGGAGCGAGACAGAGAGGAGGUGAGGUUGGGGUGGCCAUGGCCGGCGCUCUGGAUUCAGAAACGAAGUCGGGACACUGUAGUCUACCUUCCACAGAUGGAAGUCUGCAAUCGAGGAGGAACAAUCCGUAGGAAUAAGCUGUUGUUAUUAUCAGAAUCAAAAAGUGUGGUAGGAGUUAAUUACCUACUAGUGUUAAUGAUCUCGACAAGCAAUGUCUCUUUCAAGUCCCAUGCAUCUUCUCCUGUCAAAAGAUGACCCUGGUUUUCUACUUGUUGAGGAGCUUGUUACCGUUCCCGUUCAAUAAAAAAUGCCAAUCCUUUUUUUC